UGUCAUCUGUCAAACACACCGGCAGGCCCUUGAUCUCGAUUUCACAAUCUGUGUUUAUUUACGUUUCUUUGCCCAAAACAAUCGCUCUCCUUACCGGACCACAUCGGUCAGUGCCGCAUGUUGGUAAAAUAGUCAAGAUUGCAUAACGUACCGCACACCAAGCACGGCGCGGGCACCGGGCCAGAAAACAUUCUUCUCUCUCUCGCUCGUUUCGCGUGUGACCGGCAUCGACAAGCGCAAUGAACGAUAUCCGGGCUCUGAAGGAUCAACAGCGUGAAAAGCAUCCAGGGUUCGAUUCGUACAUCGAGUGCAUGAGCCGGUCGCUGUUUACGGGGCUGGCGACGUUUUCGCUCGGGUUCGCCGGCGUCUACUUCCUGCAACAGAUCGGCCAACGCUAUCUGCCGUACACGAAGAAGGGUAACAUACUGGUGGCAACGCUCGUCGCAACCGGUGCCGCGUACAAGGUGACCUCCGAUCGUACCCGUGCCUGCCAGGCACGGUGGAUGGCCGUCGAGGAGAAGUACAGUGUGUUGCAGGAAGCGAUCGAGCCGGCUAGCACCGCCAAAGAGACGGCAAUUUAGAAGCGGAAAACCGACAACCCGUACCCGUAUAGAUAACAAUGUUAGGAUUAGGCGUACGAUUCGUCGUACGGAAAGUGUGUGCGAAGAAUGCUGCUUUAGAAUGCUACUACCUCAAACAGUUUGCCGCCGCUACACAAUGCCACCCGAUGUUAAGCGCACACCGUGCGAAGUACACCAAUGCGAGCAAAUACAAAGGUGGAAAGUUGGCUGGACAGCGCCAGAAAGCUAUAGAAUCGGAAAGGGAGCGAUCCGCACCGGAAGAUGAACAACCGUCCGAUGGAGGUGAUAACCGAUCCGAGCUAAUAGAGGACCGUGAGUACGAUUCCGUAGCAUCCACGGCAAUGCACGUCACCAAACAGCUCCUCAACGUACAGCACGUAGCCAUCAUACAGCCGUACAUCAAGUGGGGCCCACGGAAGAAUCCCACCAAACCGGAACUGUUGCUGCAGGAAGCGGAAGCUCUCGUGCGUUCACUGCCCCGCUGGAACAUUGAGCUCACCAUGAAGGUACCGGUGGAAACGCUCGACAAGCGGCAACUGUUCGGAACCGGCAAGCUGGAGGAACUCCGAGGGAUCAUCCAAGCGCACCAAGAGUCCGGCACACCGCUCACCUGCGUGUUCAUCAGCAAGGGCACACUUACCUACUCGCAGAAGCAAUCGCUCGAGCAAGCGUUCCGGCUUCCGGUGAUGGACCGGUACUCGGUGGUGGUACAGAUCCUGCGACUGCAUGCCGUCAGCAUGGAAGCGAAGCUACAGGUGGCCCUUGCCGAACUCCCGUACAUCUGGUCCCAGGUGAAAGAUCAGGAAGGCUCACCGAAAGGCCCGGCGGGAGGGGGACGCAUCUUCUUAAGCGAUUCCCAGCGCCAAAUGCUACAGCUGCGCGAACGAAAGCUUCGUAACGAGCUUGCCACGAUACGAUCGCACCGCGAGCUGCUUCGUAACCGUCGGCGGCAGAAAAACUUUCCCGUCGUGGCGGUGGUCGGUUACACGAACGCCGGCAAAACUUCACUCAUCAAAGCACUAACGGAGGAGCAAAGCCUGCAGCCGCGUGAUCAGCUGUUCGCUACGCUGGACGUUACGGCCCAUGCUGGGCGGUUGCCGUGCAAGCUGGAGGUGUUGUACAUGGACACGGUCGGGUUUAUGGCGGACAUUCCCACGGGAUUGAUCGAAUGCUUUGUGGCGACGCUCGAGGACGCUAUGUUGGCCGAUGUGAUUGUGCACGUGCAGGAUAUGGCGCAUGAGGCGUGUUCGGAGCAACGGGCCCACGUUGAGCGUACGCUCGGUAAGCUGAUGCACAGCGGGGAACGCCCGUUAAGCCCGGAACGUAUCAUAAACGUAGGCAAUAAGAUCGAUCUCGUACCGGAUCCGUCCGCACUGGCAGUGGAAUGUAACGACUACGGUCGAUUACACCUAAUAUCCUCCCAAACGUUGGUCGGUGUGCAUGAGCUGCUGCUGGAGGUGGAACGCAGAGUGCUGAAGGUAACCGGACGUCAGCGGAUUGUGAUACGGGUGCCGAUGGGUGGUCCGGAGAUGGCAUGGUUGUACAAAAAUGCAGCCGUCACCGAAAGUGCCGCCGAUCCGGAAAAUGCCGAACGGUUGCUCGUGAGCGUCGUUAUCACGGACGCCAAGUUGCAGCAGUUUCGCCAUUUGUUCAUACGAAAACGAAGCUGAGCGGGAAGGAUUUUGGCAUUGAAAGUGUUACACUGUACAGAAGCAAAGCAUUAAAAUUGAAUAGUUGAAUUAUAACGAAAGUAUGAUCAAUACAAAAUUUCGAAACCCAUCAAAAAGGCGUCUUCCGGUCAUCAAAGCUCGUUAAUGCUAUAGGACACUUGUUAUCCAUUUUGGACGCACUUUCUCUAACCUGCGCGUCCAAUUCCUGUAUUAUUCGUAACAUGCCAUCGUACAUUUCUACUA
Anopheles stephensi (Asian malaria mosquito) is the source of this 2494-nucleotide messenger RNA. RefSeq names its product putative GTP-binding protein 6. The record is from RefSeq and is a predicted model, not a curated record. The coding region runs from base 620 to 2251 and encodes 543 amino acids. Gene Ontology annotation, molecular function: ribosome binding; GTP binding. Lineage: Eukaryota; Metazoa; Arthropoda; Insecta; Diptera; Culicidae. The transcript has a single exon. Gene Ontology annotation, cellular component: cytoplasm.